AUGGCUCUGGAUUUACGCUUGCACUCUCCUGCAGGCGCGGAACCUGUUGUUUAUACAUGGCCCCUCACAUCGGGUCAUGGUUCGGACAAACACGAUGGAGCUUUAGAAAUAGUAGAGACAAUAAGGUGGGUGUGCGACGACUUGCCGGAAAUAAAAGCUGCACUCGAGAAACACAUCCUAUGCGACUAUGACACACACUCAUACGAGAGCAUGCGAGCUCUCUGUGACAGAUUCAACCGAGCCAUCGAUUCCGUUGUCGCUUUGGAGAAAGGUACCUCAUUGCCAGCUCAACGAUUAAACAAGUACCCGUCACGAGGUUUACUAAAACAUAUUUUGCAGCAAACAUACAAUCAAGCUGUAUCAGAUCCUGACAAGCUUAACCAGUAUGAACCUUUUUCACCAGAGGUAUAUGGCGAAACGUCGUACGAGUUGGUUUGUCAAAUGAUCGAUCAGAUAGAAAUAACAUCAGAAGAUGUAUUUGUUGAUUUGGGAUCAGGGGUUGGCCAGGUCGUGCUGCAGAUGGCAGCGGCGACGCCGUGUCGGGUGUGUUUAGGUGUUGAGAAAGCUGAAGUGCCUAGUAAAUAUGCAGAGAGUAUGGAUAUACAUUUUAGGAUGUGGAUGAGGUGGUAUGGCAAGAAGUAUGGAGACUAUAAGCUAAUAAAGGGUGAUUUUUUAUUGGAUGAGCACAGAGAGAAAAUAAAUGCAGCUACGAUUGUUUUUGUCAAUAAUUUCGCAUUUGGUCCGCAUGUCGAUCAUCAGCUGAAAGAAAGAUUCGCGGACUUAAAAGAUGGAGCCAAAAUAGUCUCUUCCAAAAGCUUCUGCCCGCUUAACUUCAGGAUAACAGAUAGAAAUUUGAGCGACAUUGGGACCAUCAUGCAUGUUAGCGAAAUGUCACCACUCAAGGGUUCCGUUUCGUGGACGGGAAAACCAGUAUCUUACUAUUUACAUAUAAUAGAUAGGACCAAAUUGGAGAGAUACUUUCAAAGACUGAAAAACCCGAAACUCAAGGGUUGUCAGAAUGGCAUCGAGGAAGGCGAGGGCAGCGGCAAGCGGCACCUGAGCGCGCCGCCUACUCGGCAAAGUUCACCCACGCCUGAGUUGCUCAACGGCAACAGCAAUCACAGCACCGCCUCGCUGCCCGAGCGACGUAGGAAGGUGGCGCGCCCGCGUCCGGCCGUCAGGGGUGAGAACGGGCGCACACGAGCUCGCGCGGCUGUAGCGAAGCGGCGUGCGGCGCGGCGCUCCAGCGACGAGAGCGACGAAGAGUCCAGCGGCACCGACGACGCGCCGCCCGGGCCCGAGCCCGCGCCGCGCGAGUGGGGCGCGCCAUGGGCCUCCGCGGACACCAACCGUAGCCGGCGCGCGGGCAGCAAGCGCAGCGCGAGCGCGGGAGGCGCACGGCGGCGGGCGGCGCGCGCCAAGCGACGCCGCGCGCCGCCCGCCGCCAUCGCCGGCCUCGACCUGCUGCACUCCACCACGCUCGCCUCCACGCUGCAGAACGGCACGGUAAAGUUGCAUGGCAAGCCUCAUCGAUUCAUCACCACCAGGAGGCGUACACGGAGACAAUCACAUCGAGUGACGGCGCCGCCGCCGGGCUGCGUGGGGCAGCGGCUGUCGGCGCUGGGCGUGCAGCUGCAGCCGACCGACCGCCUGCACUCGGAGCUCGACAUCCCGCGCUCGCCGCACACGCCCUACAGCCUGCAGCUGCUGCUCGACAUGUUCCGCGACCAGUACCUCGCCUUCAUACAGCGCCUCAACUCGCCGGAGUACGCGCGCGACGUGCGCCACCACAUCGACAAGGAGAAGGAAAGGAACCAAAAACUGAAGUCCCGUGCGUCUCAAUUAGACAAACAGAUAAAUGUAUUGAUAAGCGAUAGCGUUGCACUUUUGAAAGCCCGCAUGAGUGAGCUCGGCAUUCACGCCAAUAACACCGUGGAUCUAUUAGCAAAAGCUAAGGAAAUUGUUGGGAGACACAAAGAACUCCAAAGUAAAGCAAGCAAAUUGCAAGCGCAGGUAAACAAUAUAGAAGCCGAACAAGCAAUUCUUGUAAAACAACGGACUUUUGAAAUAACUGAAAAGUAUCGCCAGAUGGGCCACAUACCUCCAGAUGUAGAAAUCACCCAGAGCAUAGCUCAUGAUUGUAUUUUAAAAGAGAUUUCCGCUACGCUAGCGCAUCGAAAAAGAUUGCACGCGCAGGUGGGCCACUUACAGAAUGAAAUUGUUCAGAUGGAAAGAGCUAGCGAGCAGAAAGUUGCGGCACCUACCGUUCCCGUGGCCACGGUAAAACCGCACACGGUGAAUGUAAAACCUAGAAAAUCGAGAGAGCAUCGGUCGCGGUCGCAGGAGUGGCCCGAUGUACCGGACGUGGGAAAGAUCGAGGAGCAGAAUCCGGAAAUUCUCGCACAAAAAAUACUGGAGACGGGACGUCAGAUCGAGGCGGGCAAGAUCGCGAAGCCGAACGUAAUAGUGAAUGGAUAUACGCGGGAAGCUGAACAGCAUCGGCAGGCGAAGGCAGCGCCCGUGCACCGCACGCAGCCGCAGCCGCAGCGUCUCGUCCAGCCGCCGCCGCUCGCGCACCGCCAGUCGCCCGUCAAGCUACAGAAGCCGCUCAACGUCGUCACCAAGGUGCAGGAGUCGCCGAAGGUGAUCAACUUCGAGGACCGCCUCAAGAGCAUUAUAACGUCGGUGCUCAACGAGGACCAGGAGCAAAGGAAAGCUUCGCGACAGCCGACACCCAACCACACGUACGCGAACGGGUACGUGCGACCCGCGACCGGGCAGCACGCGCCGUUUGCACAGCGGCCGGUGGUGAGUGGCGUGCCGAGCGGGUACGCGAGACCCGCCCGCGAUCUGCGCCGCGAGCGGUACGGGUACGAGCGCCGCACAGAGCCGCGCACGCCGCACGGACCCCACGGCCCCCCCGCGCCGUAUACCUUGCUCGAACAGCGCCAUCAUCAUUCCGGCCAACCGGAUUACACACAAGUGUCUCCAGCGAAGCUGGCGCUGCGGCGGCACCUGUCACAGGAGCGGCUGGCGGCGCCCGGCGCGCGCACCAUCGGCGACCUCGUCAACGGCGAGAUCGAGCGCACGCUUGAGAUAUCCAACCAGAGCAUCAUCAACGCCGCCGUCAACAUGAGCGCGCGCUACCACGAGCCCGCCGCGCACCACCAGCCGCACCAGCUGCACCAGCCGCACCAACAGCACCAAUCCCACCAGCCGCUCGAAGGUCUUGCGGCGUGCUUGCAAGCGCGCGUGUUGGCAUCGGAGUACUGGCGCGGGCGCGGCGGGGGAGGGGGAGCGGGUGCGGGCGGCGCCGAGGCGGAGGAAGCGGGCCGCCGCCGCUCGCCGCCGCCCGACCCGCACUCCAACACCUCCACGCCGCUCGUCGACGAGCUUCCCGACGCCGUGCGUCCGCCCGAAGGCGAGGGCGGCGAGGAGGUGGAAGAGAGCAAGUGGCAAGAUCGCAUCGCGUUCCGAUUCGAUCAGAUCAUAUCGUUCGCGUCGACCGCGAUGGAGGACAAGCGGCGGCGGUCGGACGAGACGUGCAACACGUCGCCCGACUCGGGCAUCGGGCAUGGCGAGCCGGGGCGAGCGGGCGCGGGCGCAGGCGCGGGAGGGGCGGCGACUGGCGCGGCGGUGGGGCCCGCGGCCGGCGGGGGCGCGGCGAGCGGCGCGGGCGGGGAGGCGCGUUCGCCGUCGCCCGCGCAUCACUUCAAGAAGCGGUUCUUCCGGCGCGAGCGCUGGGGCGCGUGGAGCGGGCCGCCGCCACCCGCCGCCGUGGAGUGGGAGCGGCCGGCGAUGUGA
Molecule: messenger RNA, 3804 nt
Organism: Parnassius apollo (apollo)
Lineage: Eukaryota; Metazoa; Arthropoda; Insecta; Lepidoptera; Papilionidae
Source: the annotation of a GenBank genome assembly